AUGACCGGAGGUGGGACCAGUCACCUGUUCUGGCCACUGCUGCUUUUGCUGCUGCCCCUGACUCCAGAGGCCACCUCCACUAGGCAGUCUACCGAGCUAAGUUCCUCAACGUCUCCUCUGCCGGCCGAAUGGGAAAACCCGGGAGCACUGGAGGAAUUGGAGUCCGAGGCCCAUGAUCCACACCAUGCUGUACACCUGGAACAUGUUACCCACAGCAGCCAGGACGUCAGCCGAGUGUGUGGAAAGCCCAAAGGGAUAGUUAAGGUGUUUGGUGGCCAGAAUGCAGCGGCGGGCCAGUGGCCCUGGCAGGCCAGCCUGCUCUAUUUGGAGCGUCACCUGUGCGGAGCUGUCCUCCUGGAGGACCGCUGGCUGGCUUCUGCAGCCCACUGUUUCCUCAACAAAUCCAGGAACCCAGACGACUAUCGGGUUCUGUUGGGGAACAUCCAACUGUACCAGCCAACCCAGCAUACGCAAACGAUAGCCGUGAGUCAGAUUAUCCCCCACAGAGCGUUCGAGAAGUUUCAUCCCUAUGGCAGCGACAUUGCCAUGGUGCAGCUGCAGUGGGCUGUGAAUUUCACAUCGUACGUCCUUCCCGUCUGCCUCCCAUCCACAGACCUACACCUGUUCCAUCAGACGUCCUGCUGGAUAACCGGCUGGGGAAAGAUCUCCGAAGACACGAAACUGUUGCCACCCUUCUUACUCCAGGAGGGUAAGGUGGCCCUGGUGGAGAAUAAGUUCUGUAAUACCCUAUUUGGGCAAAGAUCUGGCCAAGACAAUGACUACGUGCAUGAAGAGAUGCUGUGUGCAGGGGACUUCUCCACAGGAAAGUCCAUCUGCCCAGUUGAUUCUGGGGGGCCCCUGGUCUGCUUCCACUCCAAUGUCUGGGUUCUGGUAGGUCUAGCCAGCUGGGGCCUGGACUGCCGGCAUCCUAUCUACCCCAGUGUGUUCACCAGGGUUGCCUACUUCAUUGAAUGGAUCAAUAAAGCCAAGAGGCUUGCGGCUUUCCGGCACCAUAUUCACAGGCCUCGCAUGAACUUUUCGGUGGCUGUGAUGACUACUGUCUCAGCUCAGCCCCACACUACCCUCGUGUCCGCACAGACAUGGCUCUUGCUGCCAUGUGUCUUCCUAGUACCACAGCUGGCUCUGUGGUGA
Dipodomys spectabilis (banner-tailed kangaroo rat) is the source of this 1152-nucleotide messenger RNA. RefSeq names its product putative serine protease 47. The coding region runs from base 1 to 1152 and encodes 383 amino acids. Gene Ontology annotation, biological process: proteolysis. The record is from RefSeq and is a predicted model, not a curated record. The transcript has a single exon. NCBI's taxonomy places the organism in Eukaryota, Metazoa, Chordata, Mammalia, Rodentia, Heteromyidae. Gene Ontology annotation, molecular function: serine-type endopeptidase activity.